AUGUUGUUCUCCAGCGUUAUUCUUGGCCUCGCGGCGACAGUAUCAGCCGUCGACAUCCGCUUCUACAGCAACAACCAAGGAGCUUGCUACUCCGGUCCGUGGAUCGGCUGCCCCAACGCAAACCCCAACUUCUGCUGCACGGCGACCGGUCAAUUCUACGCCACUGUCGGCAUCGUCGCCGUACCCAGUGACUGGACACUCACGGCCAAUGGGUACAGAGGUGCUGGGUGCGAGAGCUGGCAGCAGGCGGCGAUAGGCCGCGGUCGUGAUUUCUGUCUUGGCGCCACCGGUUAUAGCAUGAGCGGAGCGUUCUACUGGUUCGGCGAUGGAAGAAAGAGAUCUACCGACCAGAAGUGCGAGGGUACAGAGAAGGCGACCCAGCUUGGUCUUGAAGAUGGAAGCGUGUACGACAUCAGCGACUUGUCUGACAAUGACGUGGAAGAAAUGUAA
This is a messenger RNA of Fusarium sp. VM40, 450 nucleotides long. NCBI's taxonomy places the organism in Eukaryota, Fungi, Ascomycota, Sordariomycetes, Hypocreales, Nectriaceae. The record is from the annotation of a GenBank genome assembly.